UUAUUAUUAAUUAUUUAAUUACUUAAAAUUAUACGAAAGUUGUGUGAUUACCUUUUUAACUUUGUCGUUUUACGUCAAGAGAGACACGCGUCCACCGUCCAGUAUUUUCUCUGCAGAAGAAAAGCAUUAUUAAGGCGUCAGUCCUCUGCUCUGUUACAGUGUUUGCAUCUAAGAAACUUCUCCGAGUCAUUAAAACCCGGCGCACGAUAGCAAACAAAAGCUUUCAUUUCCCUUUCUGUACCGAUCGUAACUUAAACGAGGUGUGUGAGUUCUAUUUUCCUUGGAUGCUGCAGUCUCUAUGCACGGUCUGCUGCAAUUUUGGCAUGUGGGGAAGACAGCGCGAGUCAAAAUCGAUGUACAAGCGAAUGCCAUCUAGAGACUAUACAAAAAAUUCUGAUAUAGAGGAUGAUUCAGCUCUUAUACAGAACAAUAUGGAUGCUGAAGUCACAAAUCCUUCAUGGAGUCUUUCCUUUCCACAUGUAGUUGCGGCAACCAUAUCAUCUUUCUUGUUUGGCUAUCAUCUCGGUGUGGUAAAUGAACCACUUGAGAGCAUCUCCAUCGAUCUUGGAUUCAAUGGAAAUACCUUGGCUGAAGGCUUGGUGGUUAGUACAUGUUUAGGCGGUGCCUUUAUUGGAUCCUUGUUCAGUGGCUGGAUUGCUGAUGGGGUUGGGCGGCGUAGGGCUUUUCAGUUAUGUGCUUUGCCCAUGAUUAUUGGUGCUUCUGUAAGUGCAACAACGACUACUUUAGCUGGCAUGCUUGUUGGAAGGUUUUUAGUUGGGACGGGGAUGGGCCUUGGCCCUCCGGUUGCAGCUCUUUAUGUGACUGAGGUUUCUCCUGCUUUUGUAAGGGGCACAUAUGGAAGUUUCAUCCAGAUUGCAACCUGUCUUGGACUUAUGGGGGCUCUGUUCAUUGGGAUCCCUGUCAGAGAAAUUAAUGGCUGGUGGCGCAUUUGUUUCUGGGUAUCUGCAAUUCCUGCUGGACUACUUGCUCUUGCCAUGGUGUUUUGUGUGGAGAGUCCACAUUGGCUAUACAAGCAAGGAAGAAGUGCUGAAGCUGAAAUUGAAUUUGAGAGGCUUUUAGGCGGAGCACAUGUGAGAUACGCAAUUCAAGAGUUAUCCAAAGUUGACAGGGGAGACAACAUAGAUAACAUAACUUUGUCUGAACUGCUUUAUGGUCGCCAUUUUAGAGUUGUUUUUAUUGGAUCAACCCUAUUUGCUUUACAACAGCUAUCUGGUAUAAAUGCUGUCUUUUAUUUCUCUUCAACUGUGUUUAAAAGUGCGGGAGUACCAUCAGACCUAGCAAAUGUCUUUGUUGGUAUUGCAAAUCUAACAGGAUCCCUUGCCGCAAUGGUGUUGAUGGAUAGACUAGGAAGGAAAGUGUUGCUUCUGUGGAGCUUCUUUGGAAUGGCAGUGUCCAUGGGCCUUCAAGUUGCCGGGGCAAGUUCUUAUAUGGCAGGAUCUGGAGCUUUGUUCCUAUCUGUUGGUGGCAUGCUGACGAGCUGGUCCAGUUCCAGGUCUCCUCCUACCAGAGAUCUUCCCCAGUCGAAUCAGGGCAAAAGCUAUGGCCAUCUGUAUGUCAGUGCACUGGGUGAUCAAUUUCUUUGUGGGCUUGCUAUUUUUGCGUUUGCUUGAGCAACUUGGACCACAGCUCUUGUAUGCUAUUUUUGCCUCAUUUUGCAUGCUGGCUGUGGUUUUUGUUAAAAGGAACGUUAUGGAAACAAAAGGAAAAUCACUUCAAGAGAUCGAGAUUGCUCUUCUUCCCCAAGAAUAGAGCACUAGCCUCGUUCCGAUAUGCCAUUGAGUGAGCUGACGUAGCUUAAGCAUCAAUCUUCGCAUAUUGCGAAACAUUUUCAUAUGCAGCAAUCCCAGGGGAAGAAAAUGACCCAUAACUCGAUAAGCAUUGAUCCCUUGUGGCAGAAGAUGUCCAUAUACAGCGGAACCAGAAAGUGGGAUUGGAAAAUUUUCAAAUUUCAAUGGUUUGUUUGUGCUGAACUCUGAUUCCCAGGCAAAUGCUUUUAUAUGGAGAUCUCCUGGAAGACCUUUCAUCAGUUUUGGCAAACACAUACUACUUAAUAACUUGGCUCUCAGACCUGUGUCCAGAUCAUGUGUUCUUUUGGAAAAUUAUUAGAGUAUUAUACAAAUGACAAGUUCUCUUUCAGAGGUUUAUUUUCCCGUUUAAUCCCAUAUCAUUUUGAUCAA
Molecule: messenger RNA, 2198 nt
Organism: Ricinus communis (castor bean)
Lineage: Eukaryota; Viridiplantae; Streptophyta; Magnoliopsida; Malpighiales; Euphorbiaceae
Product: probable plastidic glucose transporter 2
Exons: 15
Coding region: 285-1631 (448 amino acids)
Biological process (GO): monosaccharide transmembrane transport
Cellular component (GO): membrane
Molecular function (GO): hexose transmembrane transporter activity
Source: RefSeq, a predicted model, not a curated record